GGGAGACCAAAUGCACUCCAGUUAGUCGCGUAUAUAAGGACCAUCUCCGUAUGAAAUGCGACACAAACUCUCAACAUGUUGCGACAUUUGACACUACUCGCUGUUAUCUAUCUUUGCGGAAGCAUUAUCCACGCAAUACCAGUUGACGUGGAAUCAACGCAAAAUUCUAAUGUAAACAUUCAAAAAUCUACCGAUGAUUUAGAUACUGCAGCUUCUUCCUGGAGUGGUUACGGAAUUAAAGGUUGGUUCGGACCUUCAUAUUACGGUGGUAACUGGGAUGGACGAGGUCAUCACGGGCAUGGAUGGGGCAAUCGUGGCCAUCACUAUGGAAGUGGUUGGAAUGGAUGGGGUUCAGGAUGGGGCUCAGGAUGGGGUAAUCAAGGAUAUGGCAAUGGUUGGGGAAAUAACUACGGAUACGGAUCCGGAUGGCAUGGAAAUCGUGGUAGCUAUUGGUGGUAAAAUAAAAAAUUUCACCGAAACUUUCAGCUUCAAGAAUAUUUGUAUAACACUAAUUUGCUUUUUGUAUACGUACAAAUCAACUAAGUUCUUUUUUUUAUAAAUCAUUGAAAACAUAUUUGUAAUGUUAACAUGAUUUGCUUGAAUUAACG
This is a messenger RNA of Phymastichus coffea, 608 nucleotides long. RefSeq names its product protein suex-1-like. Lineage: Eukaryota; Metazoa; Arthropoda; Insecta; Hymenoptera; Eulophidae. The transcript is spliced from 3 exons. Bases 76 to 459 code for a protein of 127 amino acids. The record is from RefSeq and is a predicted model, not a curated record.